Molecule: messenger RNA, 7592 nt
Organism: Eleginops maclovinus (Patagonian blennie)
Lineage: Eukaryota; Metazoa; Chordata; Actinopteri; Perciformes; Eleginopidae
Gene: dennd3a
Product: DENN/MADD domain containing 3a
Exons: 30
Coding region: 196-3999 (1267 amino acids)
Biological process (GO): regulation of Rab protein signal transduction
Cellular component (GO): cytoplasmic vesicle
Molecular function (GO): protein binding
Source: RefSeq, a predicted model, not a curated record
AGCACACUGUCAGCGAGUGUUGAAUCACUGCAUACUGUAAGAGUUAGACACAGUUUUGAAGUUAGUACUGUAGCGUUUAGAAGUUUUAAACAGAUUCAUGAAAGCGAGCUGGUCCAACUAACUUCUCGUCAGUGUGACUUACCGGUGUGACUUACCGGUGUGCCAGUGGAAAUGUUCGUUAUUUAAGUGUGUGUGAUGGCAGAGCUCCCGUCUGGACUGCUGGAGGCAUGUGUAGUGGUUGGUGCACCCAGUGAUAAGCUCCGUGACAUAUACCAGCUUCAACAGCAGAGUACGUUGGGUGAACUUCCCCUGCUGGAAGCUGAAGUACUGCAGGUCCAUGCCCCCCCAUUUGUUUCCAAGGAGACUAACUCCAGCCAGUUGAUUGGACCAGCUUUCAGUCGUGUCCAGAGGAGGAGAAGCUUUAUAAAGAAGAAGAGGCGAGACCGUGCUGCAGAGGUGUUGCCUAAUGGAGAGACAACCAGUCGUACAGAAGCGUCCUCCGCAUCAGAAGACAUCAGUGUUCCUAAGGAUCUGGACCUCAUCGCCUUGCCGCAGCUCUGUUUCCCUGGUGGUCUUCAGUUAACCAAUGAGCCGAGAGAAGACAGUUAUCACUUCCUAGUUUUUACUGACCUGUUUGGGAACCGAACCCAUGGAGUUGUCGUACAGUAUUACAGAGCUGUACAGUCCUGUCAGGAGGGUUCUGUCCAUAAUGUCCAAAGAUGGAAUUCAUCAAAGUCCCGCCUCUAUACACCGUUUGCCAUUUGUGUCAUCUCCAAGUUCCCCUACUACAAUGCUCUGAAAGACUGCUUGUCAUGUCUCCUGGUCCAGUUGCGGCCUGCAAGACAAUCUGACUUUGAGGAGACUAUAAAAGAAUUUUCCGCUAAGCUGUCUCUAGUCCCUUUACCUCCUCCUGGACAGCUACAUGUGUCCUUCAGCCUCCGUCCGCUCCAUGUGUUUCUUCCAUCAAGAGAGGAUCAGGACAGCCCUCUUAUCGACAUCGACCUGCAUCUUCCUUUGCUAUGUUUCACGCACACAACACUGCUCCAGGUGCUGUCCUACCUCCUCCAAGAGCAGAGGCUGGUCUUCUUCUCUGCUGACUGGGCCAGACUCACUCUGGUCGCAGAGAGCUUGCUGCUUUACCUGCAGCCUCUGUCCUGGCAGCAGCCCUAUGUUCCCAUCUUGGCACAAGGAAUGCUAGACUUCCUCAUGGCUCCUACAGCCUUCCUGAUGGGCUGUCACAUCAGUCAUUUUGAAGAGGUUGCUGCAGAGACAGAAGAGCUAAUUCUGGUGAAUGUCGAUGAUGGCAUCAUUCAGUCAUCAUGGUCUGAAAUCAUUGACCUACCAGCUAUCCCUCUGGCUGCAGCUGAGAGCUUUAUGUCAAGGGCUGAGUGUCUCCAGCUUCACUACGACUUGGAGCUGUGUCAUCUUGGAGCGGGCACCGAUGCCAACGCUCUGCGAAGUCAACGCAGAGACUGGCAAACUCGCCUCAACACACAGAUACAAAACAUCGCUCUGGAACUAGUGGUCAACAUCUUCAGAGACGUCCAGGACUUUCUGAACCAUGAACACAGAGUCUUUAACAGUGAGGAGUUCCUGAGGACGAGGGAGCCAGCAGACCAGAUUUUUUACAAGAAGGUUUUAGAGACCCAUAUCUUCCACACAUUCCUGCGGGACAGGCUCAACAGGAAAUCAGACACCUUCAGUCGCAUGGAGCAGAACACGCGUAACCGUUCACACAGGAAUCGUGCAUUGACAGAGUCUCCCCGGCGUCCUCUCAUGUCCGAUCUGUCGAGGACUGGCUAUAGCAGCUACACCAGCCCAAAUGACCGACUGAGCAAGAGGCUGGGGGCCAGUCUGCCUAACCUGCAACAACCUGCCAAUGACACAGGGACAGCCAUCAGCUCCAGCAGACCAGCCUCCGUCAGGAAAAUAUCUCCUGAUGUUGGUUUGAAGUGUCCUCAGAAAGUGGUGAAGGUUUUCCGCCUUCCCGAGUUCCCCCCGCCGCUGGCCUAUCAUUACGUCCAGAACUAUUAUUCUGACAUGGUGUCCUCCCUGGGGAAGGCUAUUAACACUACUCUGCCUGAGGAGGCUGCUCUGCUGGCCAGGUACCACUACCUGCGAGGUUUGGUAAACACGGUGUCCAACAGACGUCUGGAUGCACUGGAGGACUUUCAGAGUCUGUAUAAGACAGACUCAGAUAUCUUCCCUUCUCAGAUGGUGAAGUCAGUGGUCGACUCGCUGCCAGAAGCUGAACGGUUACAGGCGGACAGACGGCCAGAACUGAAACGGCUCAUCAGUCGGCUCAAGAGGGAUCAGGAGCGGGAACGCGCACUCAAUGGCAACGGUCAAGAGCACGAUUCCGUCAAGCGUUUCCAGCUGCCGAAAAAAUACAUGCAGCUGGAGGAGUUUGUUAAAUGUGUCCAGGAGUCUGGCAUCGUUAAAGACCAAGGAACCAUAAAUAGACUCUUUGACGCUCUAACUGUAGGUCAUCAGAAGCAGGUUGGGCCAGAUUUGUUCAGAGUCUUCUACACCAUCUGGAAGGAGACGGAGGCAGAGGCACAGGAGGUGUGUUUGCCCACGUCAGUCUAUGAGCACAUUGAGCCCAGCGAGUGUGUUUUCAAGCUUUCCUCCUCCGUGAAGACGAGCCGCGGUGUGGGAAAGAUUGCCAUGACUCAGCGACGGCUCUUCCUGUUGACCGACGGAAGACCAGGAUACGUGGAUGUUGCACAGUACCGGGAUCUAGAGGAGGUGAAAGUGUCCUCGGCUCCCUUCCUGCUCCUGCGAAUCCCCAGCCUGAAGCUGCGGGUUCAGGGCAGGAAGGACACGUUUGAGGCUAAUUUGAAAACGGAAACAGAGCUGUGGAACCUGAUGGUCAAAGAGAUGUGGGCUGGGCGCAACAUGGCUGACCAACACAAGGACCCCCAGUACAUGCAGCAGGCUCUGACCAACGCCCUGCUGAUGGACGCAGUGGUGGGAAGCCUUCAGAACAGCAAGGCCAUCUACGCUGCUUCCAAGCUGGCUCACUUCGACCGCAUCAAGAUGGAAGUGCCGAUGAUGGUUCCCAAGACAACGGCAGAGACGCUGAAGCAUAAAAUUAACCCCUCACUGGAGCUCGCUGCACCUCAGGCUGUAGAUGUACUUCUUUACACACCAGGUCAGUUAUGGGUGUCUGUGAGCGUGGGAAAGGUGAUGGUGUUUGAUGCCUCAAGCUGGUCCCUCACACAUACCUGCCACGUUGGGAAUGCAAGACUGAACUGCAUGCUGGGAGUGGAUAAGGAUCAGGUCUGGGUAGGUUCUGAGGACUCUUUUAUCUACAUCAUCAGCAUGGUGGCCAUGGUCUGUAACAGACAGCUGACUGAACACAGGGCGGAGGUCACCGGACUGGCGCUUGACACGGACAAAUACAGCCAGAAGGUGGCGUACUCCUGCAGCGCAGAGGGAAGCGUCAUGGUGUGGGACGUCUCAACACUUCAGGUUAAGAGGCAUUUUCGCCUCUCCUGCGGCCGCCUGCAGUCCGUCUACAGCUGUGAGGGGACGCUUUGGUGCUGCUCCAGGGACAACAUAAUGGAGGUGUGGAGGAACGGCUCAUUAAAACAUCGGUUGAAUCUACCAGAGCAGCAAAAAGGAUCCACAACUACAUUCAGCUCCAUACUUCUGUUACCUGAGAAGGAGGAGCUGUGGAGUGUCUGUAUGGACUCAGCAGAAGUUUGUAUUUGGCACAUUAAGGACCCUACCAAACCGUAUCACCGCGUGGCUCUACAGGACUGCACCGGAUGUUACUGCAUUAUCAAAGUUAAAAAUCAGGUUUGGGUCGGUGGUGUUGGCCGCAGCUCAAGCAAAGGGAAGAUUUACAUCCUGGAAACAGAACGUCACCAGGUCAUGAAGGAGCUUCACGGCCACAACGACAAGGUGACAGCGCUCUGUUCUGCGGAGGAUCGAUACAUCCUCAGUGGAGCCGGCAAAAAUGACGGAAAGAUCGCCAUCUGGAAGGUGGAGUAAAUCAGUCUGGAAAUGGACUAACAUUCUAGUUGGAGCUUGAGUUUGUUAAGGAAAACUUCACCCACAAAAUAAGGGUAUUUCUAUCAAUCAGUCAUCCUGUUUUACCUCCAAUUUUUGAAGAACGGUUUAUUUUUUUUCACGUUUUCACUGCUUUCCAAACAUACAUUCACAGUACUCCCAUGAACGAAUAGCAUGUUUGCACAAGAUUGACAUUGUUUAUUUGGGGGGUGGGGGGUUUUCUCACAAAUUUAAGGUGACACGUUGUGAUAUUGGAUAAACAAAUCAUCACUUUGGGUAGGAAGUAUUCCUUCCUUGAAUGCCAUCGCUCCGAUGAAACUACUCUCGAACUUCCUGCGAACAAAACUUUUGAAUCUGCGAGACAAGGAGCGAGGAUUUGUGUUUUGGAAAGACGAUCCAAUUCCCAACCUCGCCUUGCCUUAUGCAUCUCGAAAAUAUGAAGGAAUCACAUGGCAGUCAUGUGAAGCAACAUGUUUACAUAAAGUGUCACCAGCUGAGCAGCUUCUCCCACCUGCUAUGAAGUGGUGUUUUGCAGUUUGAAUUACUAACCGUACUAACACUUUAUUUUUCGGGAACAUGAAGGACAAAUGAAGACUGAAAAAUGAGAAGUGGAAACAAGUUGGACAUUGUUUUAUUCCAACAUGCUUCACUUUACUCAAGGCAUUUUUUGUAUUUUCAUACCACGCAUUAUUUAAUGUUGUACCCUGUUUUAUAUGGAGUUUAAUCAAACUAGUAUUAUGUGGGAACAUUGUGUGACUGAGCCUCACCUCCCACUGUGUUUCUGAGGUGUGCUUCUACAGUUCAAAGGAGUCAAACUGCCCUGAAAACCACACUUGGAGAUCUCCCCAUCACGUGGGAAAGAAAAUGUUUAGUUUGAUGGAUGUAAUGCUUUAAUGGACAAUGUACAGCGGGGAGUGAUGAGAAAUACGAUGAAAGAUGAACCAAACUUGGGAGCUGGAAUCAAACUCAUGUGAUACAGCAACAUAUGUUUCGAACACGCACAAGAAAAACUUGUUUUAGUCCUGCAACAACUGGAAUCUGAUAAAAACACACAGAAUGAGGAACAACUCCACAGUAUUUUGCUCUUGUUGUAUCAUUUGUCAAACACUUACCUCCAGUGUUCGAACUAUGCCGAGAUUUUCGGGGGGUCCCAUUUUUCUCUCGGGGGGGGGGCGCUUGCUGUUGCGCUUGACUUGACUGAUAUUUUAGAGACCCCCCAACAUUUCCCAAAUCAUGUUUUCGGGGGAUCUCGUGUCAGUUUCAGGGGGUCUCGGAUCCCCCGAGUCCCCCCGUAGUUCGGACACUGCUUACCUCAUUGUUAGGCUACGUUUCACUUUCUUCUCUAUUUAUUUUCCUACAAAAUUUGUUUUACCUCAUGCUGGUCCUAAUGAGUAAAGGAAAACAGUUUUUAUAUAAAGAUUGACAGACGAUACAAACGUCAAGUCAACAUUCCCAGCUGUAAAAUGCAUGCUAUUAUGCACAUUAGUAAUAAUUCUGUUAAUACUUUUAAGUGCAAAGUCUGGGGCAUACAUUUCUAGUCAAAUGUUAAAAUGUUUAGUUGUAGACAUUUGUUCUCUGUACCUUUUACAUGGUCUCUUGAGUAGUAAUUAUUACACGAGUUGUAUGUGUAGUAACGAAGUGAAACAGAACAGACUGAAGUUUUCUCAUUUUUAUUAUUUCCAUCUUUAAAAAAAAUUUCUCCAAUAUGUUUGGACAUCUUGGCACUCAUCUGUGUUUUUCCUGUUCUUCAACUUUUUAACAAGUAGGAUAAUCUUCAGUUAGUGUCACCUGAAGUUCAUUUAAAGGGCUUAACGUAUCAUCUCUUUAUGUAUAUAGCUGGCAAUGUCAACAUAAGACUAAACAAAGUGAUGAUGCAAACUCAACCAUUGAUGUAUGAAGAUGUCUUACCUGACUUUUUAUAAGCCUUCAUAUGAAACUGUAUUAAACUGUUAACAAGAUUUCUUAUAUUUAAUCCUCAGUGAACAAAGUCAAAUACACAUUUUAUAAAGGAAGUGUUCAGUUUGUCUUUAUUACAAGCAAAGGAACAAAGGAAAAAAAAAAAAGUUUUAUUCUGCACUUUCUAGAGUUCACCACAAGAUGUUGCUGUUCGAUGACAAUUUAAGGUUUAAGCAAGAUUUCCUGACAGGAGGUUAUUGAAGUUCACUUUCACGGAUUUUAACCCACAAUAUCAAUAUAACAGGGAUAGUUUUUAAUUGAACUUUCAUUGACGAGGCAGCAGUGGCACAGUCCAUAAAGACAUGGCUUGGAAAUUGGAAGGUUGGUUAUUCAACUGAGUGUGGAGUUGUAGUUUGAUAGGAUUUGCCCUUGAGCAAGGUACCGGACCAUUACACUGCUCCCUCGGUAGUAGCUACCCAGCUGUGUGUCACAGGUUUUGGUUUGUGUGGAUCUGAGAUGCCAACACGCUUUCAGGGAUCACAAAGUCCCUGAGUAAUAACCGCUCCAGCUCUGACACACCAGUGUAUCUGUCUCUUCACUCAUCACCAGGCUGAUUGUCACUUUGUUGGGCUGCAUUCCUUUGUAAUAAACAACAUGUGUAUUACAUUAAUCAUGCACUCUUUUAAGGGUAGAUUUUGUGCUUCACCACGGCAGAGUGAUAGGAAGAACACACAUAAUGCUAGAACAGACUGUCAGCUGUCACUAGGCCACUGAAUCCUUGCAAAGCUGUUACUCUGUAAAUGACCUCUGUUCCUCCUUUUAAGAAGGGUGAAGGUGUUUUUAAUUCCAAACUAAAAACCUCCUUCCAGUCCCUUAGAUACUGUGAGUUUGCAUGUGCAGUUUAAUCAAGUGAAUCAGUAUGUUUAUGUGUAUGCUGAACAUUGUUGUGUUACAUAAAGCCAUAAGCAGCUGUUAAUCUCUCACUAUGCAGGUCCACUCAUGCCUCGGUUGCUAUCGAAGACGAAUUGCAGUUCCCAAUCUGUUUCCUUUUAAUCCAUAAAUGUUUACCUACAGGAAGCAAAAGCUCUUUUUAAGCGGAAAAACAAUAGCUGCAACUUAAAGUGUUGAAGUACGUCUAGUCAAGUACAAGGAACUUAACACUUUCUGUUCAGUUCAUUUUCACUGUAGCUAGUGCAGGUCUGAAAUAAACAAAGGUAUACAAAUAAUCCAUAAUUGGGAUAUGAUUGUCACUUUGUUGAUUUAUCUGUGAUAUCAAUUCUUCAUUGAACCUCAGUAUUUAUUUUCUUCUGUUAAGCCCUGCGUCACCUUUUACAGCACUUUGUCUGCAACACGUCCCCUACCAAAUACUCAAAAACUCAAUUUGAACUUCUAUUAUUCUAGUUUCUCAAGCGGGAAUAGGACACAAACUGAAAGUGUUAUUCUUUUUGCAAAUGUAGUUUUGAGACCCCAAAACUGUGAGGUAGUAAAGCCAAUGUCAACACAAAACAAAGUAAAAAAAUCAAUGGUGGAAAAUGUCUUAACCCAGCCUCACAAUUCUCGUUAGCUUGCACCUGUGUUGUGUAUUGUUUCCUUUGCUUUUGUUUGUUAGUGUGUAAUUGACUAUUUGUCCGUCUGAAAUUAAAUACUAUCCCUCAAAAAUAAAUAUUUCAUAUACGUUA